AUGUCAUCAAAUCCAUUUUCUAAAAAGAUUCCAUUUUGUCCAGGGAAACCUAAACAACUUUUGAACUAUAUGUGUUUAGAUAAUGAUGCCAAUAAUGGAUUAAUUCUGUUAGAUGAGCAAGCGCUAAGAAUUUUAAAAAGAGUUGAAGAACCUAUUGCCGUUAUAACUGUUGUUGGCUCGUAUCGAAGAGGAAAAUCAUAUUUUGCAAACACUCUUCUCGGACGCCAUGAUGGAUUUAAGCUUGGUUCAUCUGUGGAUGGAUGUACUAAAGGUAUUGAUAUUUGGGAUACUCCAUUCCUUCAUAAAGGCAAACGUGUGGUUGUAAUUGAUUGCGAGGGCAUUAAUGAUCCUAAUCAAGAAUUUCCGUGGGCAAAUAAACUUUUUAUAUUAUGUUUGGCUAUCUCUUCGACCCUUGUAUAUAAUAUUAAUGGAGUUAUUGGAAAAGAUGAUAUUGAAAAGUUGUUCCUAAUGACUAAACUUGUAUCUCUAAUCCAACCUCCAAAUGAAUUCCAAUUUUUACCAAACCUGGUUGUACUCCUUCGAGAUUUCCACCUAGAUAGUCCGCCUGACUUUGUAAAGUAUUUUCUUGACAGAUUAUCAAAUGUUAAUAAUGAUGCCGCGAAAGACAUUAAAAACUUUUUUAGAAAUUUUCAAGUUUAUGCGAUUCCACACCCAGGAGUUCGACAAGAAGCUAUGAGAAAUAUGAGCACAAUUAGAACUGACCAAUUAGAUCCUAUUUUUGUUACAAAGAUUGAAGAAGCUGUAACAAACAUUUUUAAAAAUUUGCCUCCAAAAUAUCUUAAUACUUCAACAAUGACAGGGAUAGCUUUUGCCGAGUUUCUUGAGAAAUGUGUUGCUCAAAUAAAUGACCAAGAAAACACCAUGUUAUCGAUUCCAAGUGCAUAUGAAGCUUCUAUUGAUUUUGCUGCUCAAAAGGCAUAUGAAAUUUGUAUUGAACGUUACAAUGAAAAGAUGAACCAAAUGAAUAUUGAUGAAUCACCGAUUCCUUGGGAUAAGUUUGAAGAAGUUCAUAGUGACGCGUUUGAAUCUGCUCAUAAAGAUUUCAUUAAACAAAUCAUUGGAAGCGCGGAUCAAAUUCAGUCUUUUCAAAAAACAUUUUAUAAUAAGAUUACUUGUUCAAAGGAUAAAUUUUAUAAUAAAAACUCAAUUGCCUUAAGGGAACAUCAUGAAAAAUGGGCUCAUAAACUCUGGAAAGAGAAUGAUAAGUACAGUUUUGAAGAGGCAAUUGAAUUGUUUGAAUCAAUUUAUGCAACUGAAGCCAUUCCAGGGCAGGAAGCUAUACAAGUGUUAAAUGAAUUUAAAGCCAACCAAUACAAAGAUUCCAUUAGGCAUUUGAGAACCUAUAAUGCUUUACGUGAUAAACAUGCAAAUGAAAUGUUAGAACGUCAACAAAUUGAACGGGAACAUACUGAACUUUUACAAGAAGAAACAAAGCUACGAACAGAAAUAAUUAAUAUUAAGGCCGAACAUGAAAAAAUUCAGAAACAACUUGAAGAAAAAAUGGAGACUAUAGAAAAAAGUCUUCUCGAUCAGGGACAGAGGGAACAAGCAUUCGAGAAAUUAAAUAAUGAAUAUAAUCGAUUGCUUGAUAAAGUCAAGGAAGAAAACCAGGUGAAAGUAAAUAUUUUACAAAACCAACUCGAUAAAACUACUCGAAAGAAAACUGAUAUCUUGGGUGUAGUAAAAGAUAUUGGUGUUGCUAUUGCACCUGCUAUUGCAACACUUAUAUUUGGCGCCAUUUUAAAUUAG
Messenger RNA from Cetraspora pellucida, 1770 nucleotides. Lineage: Eukaryota; Fungi; Glomeromycota; Glomeromycetes; Diversisporales; Gigasporaceae. The record is from the annotation of a GenBank genome assembly.